GUGACGCGCUCGCGCGCGCGCUCUCCCCGCCUAGUGCACGCGGACCCGGAAGGAAGCCGCAGUCAGUGUGUCAGUCAGAGAGCGCGGCCGGUACCGGGGACACCGCCAUCACCAUGAGUGUAACCGGCACUGCCGGCCGGGGGAACACCGCCAGGGACACACUGCCUGCCGGACCGCCAGCCCCAGCCAGGGCCCUGCACGUAGAGCUACACAGCCAGCAGCGACGCCUCCGCCACUUGCGAUACAUCGCUGCAAGGAACAUCGUCAGCAAAAACAGAUACCGGUUAUUAGAUACCUAUUUCACACUUCACAUGUGUGACGACUCCAAAAUCUAUAAAGAAUUUUACAAGAGUGAAGUAGUGAAAGACUCCCUGAACCCAACUUGGAGAAGUCUUGACUUUGGCUUAAUGCCCGAUCGACUGGACACGUCGGUGUCCUGUUUCGUGGUGAGAAUAUGGGGUGGAAAAAAUGAAGUCUACCGGCUUCUGAUUGAGUGGCAAGUUAAUCUAGAUGGCCUAAAGUAUCUGGGUCCUCAGAUUCGUGCUUGUAACCCAAAUGAAAUCAUUUUUGGCCUCAAUGAUGGUUACUAUGGUGCUUCAUUUGAAUCAAAGAGUCUUACAGAGUCUCGUAGAAACAGCCAUCUGCAAGUGGAGCAGAGCUCUGUCCGAAACUCCUAUGGGGUGUUCUCUUUGCUCAGACUGCAUCGGGCACAGUGCGCAAUCAAACAAACUCAAGUAACUGUCCAAAAAAUUGGAAGAGAGAUUGAAGAAAAGCUACGCUUGACGUCCCUCAACAACCAGCUGAAGAAAGAGCGAGAGUGUCUGCGCUUGAAAAUACUGGUGCUUCAGGAUGAACUCGAGAGACAGAAAAAAGCUCUGGGCCGAGAAGCAGAUUUACUACAUAAAGGACUUAAAGCGGUGGAUGAUAAACGAAAUGCGUUUAACGUGGAACAUGAGAAGCUACAGAAACAUGGGGAAUCUCUAAAUAUGUCAAAUAAAGAGUGCACAGCAAAAAGGGAAUGCUUCUUGAAGGUGAAUGCUCAGUUGACUUAUCGCUGUCGCCAGCUACUAACCGAACUUGCCUGUAUUUAUCCAAUUGAUACGCAUGAUCAAAAGGAUUACUUUAUAUGCGGCGUGAAAUUGCCUAAUUCGGAGGAUUUUCAAGCAAAAGAUGAUGGGAGUGUUGCUGUUGCACUGGGUUACACAGCUCACUUGGUUUCAAUGAUUUCCUUCUUCCUGCAAGUCCCCCUGCGAUACCCCGUCCUGCACAAAGGAUCCCGAUCCGCCAUUAAGGACCAUAUCAACGACAAGCUUACAGAAAAGGAGAGAGAAUUCCCUUUGUAUCCUAAAGGAGGAGAGAAGUUGCAGUUUGACUAUGGAGUUUACCUUCUCAACAAAAAUAUUGCUCAGUUAAGAUACCAGCAUUCAAUGGGCACUACAGAUUUACGGCAAACUCUUCCAAACCUUAAAACAUUCAUGGAGUACGGACUAAUGGUCAGAUGUGACACCCAUCACGUUUCAAGUGCUAUCCCUGUUCCAAAGAGAACCCCAAGCUCCACGUUUGGAAGCCAUGAUGUUGGCUUUUCUAGCCGGACCCCUACUCCUGACAAAGGCAUACGAAAACGAGCGAGCUCAGAGAAUGAAAAAACAAUGUACAAAACCCCACCACCCAGCUACGUGUCUGCAAUGGCAGAGCCCAUGGCCAUUUUAAUUCCUCCAAAAGAAGUAGAGAAAAGAUACGUGUCCUCUUCUUUGGACGCUAGCGUGGACCUCUCAAAGGAAAAGGAUUUCUCUGAGAGCUUUAAUGGUAGCCUAAUGACAAGUGAUAGCAAUGACCAAAGCCAGGGGGAACAUUUCUCGGAUAAUUCAUGUUCACUGAAUGGGACACUGCUUCAGAAUGAAUGCAUAGAAUGCGCAAGUGAGGAACUGCCUUCUAAUAUCAAUUCUUCCCAAGUCAGUGAUUUGUGCUGCACUGUUGAGCAGGCAGAGGAGAUUAUUGGCACAGAAAGCCAGUUAGAAGCUUUUAAUUGCAUCCCCGUGGACAGCGCUGUGGCCGUGGAGUGUGACGACCAAGUGCUGGGGGAGUUUGAGGAGUUCUCACGAAGGAUCUAUGCACUGAAUGAAAAUAUGUCCAGUUUCUGCAGACCACGGAAAAGCUCUGAAAAAUAGUCACGAGCAAGUUUGUGGCAGAAAAGACAUGAUAUCUUUUUACAUUGAACAGGAAAAAGACGAUUUGUGCAGAAGGCUGUUAUGCUGAUGGUCUGAGUACCUUGAGUGUUUAUUACGUUUUCAUGAUUCCAGUUAUUUCUGUCCAGAGAUGUUUGUGCAUGUUUCGUUUCACUUUCCACAUUUUACAGAAAGAAAAUCCAAAUAAUUCU
This is a messenger RNA of Pelobates fuscus (common spadefoot toad), 2377 nucleotides long. It is a transcript of the gene UVRAG, whose product is annotated as UV radiation resistance associated. Lineage: Eukaryota; Metazoa; Chordata; Amphibia; Anura; Pelobatidae. Gene Ontology annotation, cellular component: endosome; lytic vacuole. The record is from RefSeq and is a predicted model, not a curated record. Bases 114 to 2168 code for a protein of 684 amino acids. Gene Ontology annotation, biological process: SNARE complex assembly. Gene Ontology annotation, molecular function: SNARE binding. The transcript has 15 exons.